Molecule: messenger RNA, 1182 nt
Organism: Sorghum bicolor (sorghum)
Lineage: Eukaryota; Viridiplantae; Streptophyta; Magnoliopsida; Poales; Poaceae
Product: protein LURP-one-related 7
Exons: 4
Coding region: 320-943 (207 amino acids)
Source: RefSeq, a predicted model, not a curated record
GUCGACGGAAGGCGAUGCUGGAUGCAGGUUCGUACGCAUCCUAUUUCCGCCGUCUAGAGGAAGAAGAAUCAACGGUUGCUGUCCGCGUCAGCUGGUCGGCUCCGCCAAGAAAAAACCCAAACGCAACCACGCAAUCGCCGUCCGCCGCCGCGGCGACUAAUCAAUCAACUUAACUCUUAGUAUUCAGCGCUUUUCGAUCUCUCCGUCCUUCGUUUGGUUUCCUCCCUACCUCCACCACAACCCACCUGCUCGCGCCUUUUCCCAGGAAAAUCCUCUUCCGAUUCACCUGAUUAUUGCUUCUAGGUCCUUGAAUCUUGAUAUGGAGCAGCACCCCACUUGCGCCCCGCCGCCGGCGCCCGUGCCCGUUGCUGGGGCCGUCGUCCCGGUGGACUUCAAGGUCGUGAAGAAGGGACCCGAGAUGGCGAUGCACGACGCGAUCGGCCGCCUCGCCUUCCGCGCCGCGGGCAGGGACAGCUGGGCCACGGCGCUCCACGAUGACGCUGGAGGUGUCCUGGUCACCGUCAGGAGCAGCGGCCAGGGUGAGUGGCAAGCAUUUAGUGGAAAUAGUUUGGAGCAGAGACACAUCAUUUUCACUGCAAAAGUUAUAUCUGCUUCUUCAAGUCGAAAGGAGGUACAUGUGUUCAUCUCACCAAGAAGCACUGUUGAAGAUUCAAAACCAAGCUACAGGCUCAUAGGAAGUACAUACCGAAGAGCGUGCACAAUAAUAAAGGGGGACUCCAUCGUUGCUCAGACAAAUCUCCUGUACAAACUCAAGAAGACUAUCUAUUCACGGCCACACAUAUCUUUACACCUGGAAUCAUAUGAGCAUUUAUGUGUGAUACAGUUCUGUAAUUGGAUUGAGCUGAUUCAGUACACGCAUCCCAGAAAACCCUUGCUUGUUCUGUCCAGUACUCCAGUUUACCGUGUAACUAUUCUAUGGUGAAGAUGCGUGUGAUAAUGUGCAGCAGUGUCACCACGACCGUGGCCAGUUCAGUGCAUGCAUUGGCAUUGUUUCAAGGUUCAUUAAAAAGCAAGAAAAUAUCAGGUAUAGCAGAUUUUAUUUGUGUGGAUAUUUUUCAUCGACAGAAAUGUUGUUUUCAGACUAUGAUGAUGAUGUGAAGACAGAUAAAUGUAUUCGGCCUCCUGACACACGUGUGGUAUACAUUUGUGUUCAUUUAUGCA